CUUUUUCUUCUUUGUUCUCUUUCCUCUCCUUUGCUUCGAUCGCUUCGUUAUCCAGCUGGUCUUAUGAGCAGGCCAAGUCCACCAGUCACUACUAUCCCUUGAGCAGCAAUAUCGCUCUCCAUACCCUACCCUAGCUCACUCAUCCUCACAAGUGUACGUCGUGCAUAGAUUGCAUCUCAACAGAUAUCCAUCCAUUCCUUCCCUGCAUAAUACCCUGCUGCAAAUGGCACCUCCUCUCACCCCCACCCUCGGCUCUGCCCCUUCCUUGUCAGAGCACACUGAGCAACAUGAAUCCGCAAAGGACCACCAAGCACAGCCCCACCUUCAGCAGCAACAACCGCAACAAACGCAGCUGCUUCCACUACAAGAGGAGAAUGAGGAAGACCCGCCUUCAAUUGAGUCAACGGAUGUUACUAUCAAGACCGAUGUCGACCCUCACGACGAGACCACGACCACAACCACCAUCGUCCACCUGCCCUUCCAACUCGCCCGACAGUGUCCUCCUCCAAAAGUCAUCUCGUGGAUGAAAUCCAACAAACCCACGUCGCCAAAGUCUUCUUCCCAUUAUCAUCACCACCAUCACCGCCAUCAUCCCCAUCAACGCCCCAGCAAGAGUCCGGCACUCCUGCACCACCUGCUCCCUUUCUUCUACAAGCGGAGGGGAGCUUCCAGUAAGACUAAGAAGAGCGACCGUUCUGUCACAGUGUUCUCAAUCCAGGUGACCGUUCUCGGCAGGGUCCUUGUGCCGCCAAGUUUGCCCACCAAUGAUUCGCAGCAGGACAAGAAUAAUCUGGAACAGGACAUCGUACCGACAAAGACGGUCCCUGCGCAACUGGAUCGAUCUGAGACGACCUCCUAUGUCAUCCACAGGACUUUCGAAGACUUUGAACACCUGUCCGAGAUGGUCCUUCGUCUGGAGCAUGCGCUCCAUGCGCACCUCCAAGAACAUCAUUAUUUUCAUCAUCAUAAUCAUCAUCAUCAUCAUCAUGACAACCAAAUAUCAGAUAUUGCAUUACAAGCACACCAGGACGUGCCGGUAAUACCAGCGGAUGCACCUCCACUGACGGCCCUUCAUGUACACCAUCCAUAUCCAGGACUUUAUCAGGUGCUCCUGAAAAAGAUUUCCAAUGUCAAAGCCAACCAACGCGCUUUCGAUGCCUCUUCGACGACACACGGCUUCGAUGAAGAGGGAGCCUUCGAACGGGUCUUGGAGCUGAACCAAUACCUCGAGAACGUCUGGUACUGGCUCUUGCCCGAGAAUAUCCCACCACAAUUGGAUCUUUCGGCGCAGCAGUACGAGAUCAUGCAGUGGCUCAAGCCCUCAGCCCAGAGUCACGCGGAUGGGCAGCAGAUGAGAGAUCGGCGGGAGCAAGACGAGAAAGAGCAUCCGAUCAUUCAGCAGUAUGGAUCCAUAUCGUCCUUGCGCAAGAAGGGAAGUCAGGAACCAGUCAAGAGUAGCGCUACAGAGUCGGCUACAAGGGCGUCAGAAGAAACAGCGGCAACAUUACCAGUGGCAGCAUCAUCGACGACCACAGCACCAGAGUCUACAUCCGCUCGUGGCCUCAGGCUGGGUUCCGAAGGGUCUUCGUCUGCGCCAUCGCUGCCCUCACUCUCCUCAAUGUCUACUUCGUCCUGCUCUUCGGCGUCAUCCCCAUCCAUAUCCACCGACACCAAUCACACAACUGAUCUAGACCAUGAUGAUAACGACGACACUCUUCAUGGUCACGCUGCUCCUCAGGGUUUGCCGCACACACCAUCGACUGUCGCCAGCUCUACGUUUCCGUCAUCGGGCUCUGACAAGGGAUUAGCUAGCAAGAACGACCACAAAAUUAUUACCAGUCCAGAUUCCGAAUCCGUUUUCAAAAAUCCUUCCAGGCUUUCAAGGGCAGGGACCGUACCGCGUGGGGGUCUCCGUCAAAGGGAUUCCUCUGAUCCCUUGUCGACUGAUAAGGUCAAAAGACGUAUCUCGCUCAGUCACGUCCUCAAGUCCAUGACGUUUCCGCUGAAUAACCCUCGUCACACUAUGCACGACACUGGGCACAGAAAGGGAACGUCUGCUUCGAUCUCGGCUAGUCCUACGCUUAAAGAGGCUUUUCACGAAGAAAUCGUCAUCUGGAAGACCGUGACAACCAAGAACCAUCCUGGCCAUCAUUAGGCUAGACACUCAUGUAUCAAAU
Molecule: messenger RNA, 2177 nt
Organism: Gamsiella multidivaricata
Lineage: Eukaryota; Fungi; Mortierellomycota; Mortierellomycetes; Mortierellales; Mortierellaceae
Exons: 1
Coding region: 224-2155 (643 amino acids)
Source: RefSeq, a predicted model, not a curated record